AUGACGGACUAUAUGGCACAGAUGCUCAACGAACUGAUGGGUCCCCAACGCAAUUCUUUGCCAGGAGAGGGUGGUGCAAUUGACUUCGAUCACCCAGACGUAUGUCGAGAUUUUCUUGUCGGCUUUUGCUUAGCUGAAGCGUUCCGGAACACUAAGAACGACCUAGGGUUCUGUCCAUAUCCCAUACAUGAUGAAGCACUCAAGAAACGAUAUCAGGAAAGCCAUCGGUUCGGACGUCUUGGAUAUGAAGAAAAGUAUUUGGAAAGGUUGAAUCGCAUGCACAACGAAGUUCGCAGAAAGAUCGAAAAGAAUGAGGCCCGACUAGUCCAUACACGAGCAGACACCCAUGUUUCUUGUGAAGUGUAUGAUAAGAAAAAGGCGGAGUUGAUUGAAAAACGAGAAAUGAUUGGGAGAAGAAUCGAAGGGUUAAUGGAAGAAGCUGAGAUCGAAGGCCAACAAGGAAAUGUUGCUGCAGCUCAAACAGCAGUUCAGAAGGCAGAUGAGCUCACAAAGGAACGAGAAGACUUGAAAAAGCAGGAAGAGGAGCUAGAACUUGAAAGGCAGAGAGCAAUUACAAUGGAGGAUCAGUUAACUGCGGGAAACAAGCAGAUGCAAGUUUGUCAAGUGUGCGGAUGCUUCAUGCUGACGAAUGACGCGCAGAGUCGCAUAGAUGAUCAUCUCAGUGGAAAGUUGCAUAUUGCUUACACAAGAAUCAAGGAGCAAAUCGACCUCAUGAUGAAAGCUAAGGAAGAAAAAAGAGUUCAGUUGGAGAAGGAACGCGGAAGGGACAAGGACGAUAGAAAACGAGAAGAUCGUGACAAAGAUCGGGAGAAAGACAGAGAUCGCAAGGAGCGAGAGGGAAGAAGAGACCGUAGUAGAGACAGAAGGAGCUCUCGUCGUUCAAGAAGCCGCGAUCGUGAUGGACGUGACCGUCGUGAUGAAAGAAGAAGUGAUCGUGACCGCCGAGACAGAAGCCGGUCACGUGACCGCAAGAAUAGAUAUUUUGCAAUUGUCCCACUACUCUUAUUGAGGGUCAUUAUGCUAGUUUUUAGAUUUAGAGCUAACAUUGCGAGAAUUCACUCUGACGAUUCGAGCGACGCUGACUCCUUCACAACAAUUUCAUUCGAUUUCGGUAUUUCACUCUCAUCUCUUUGUUUGUCAAGGGUCGAUGGGCUACGCCCCGCUGAAAAUGCAAAAGAGCUCGUUCUGGUAUUUCCCUUUUGUUCCUUUUUUUCUAAUCGUGGAAGUGUUGUUUGUUGUGUAUUAAUAAACACCAGUCAUAUCGCUAAGGAGUAUGUGGAGACUACACGUGAACAAACAAUACUCUGCGAGCAAAUAAAUACCAUGGUCGUUCUUAUCAAAGGAUUAAAUCAAGAAUUCAGUGCAGAUCUCGAUGUUGUGUUUCCUUCAGUAGUAGAUCGGACUCGAGAGAUGAACUCCCCGUAUGCAACGAUCGUUGACAACCCGGACUUCCAUCCGGCCCUGUAUGCCGAGAAAAUCGACCGUGCUUUGCGCGCAGGCGACAAGGACACAAUCGUGAAGGUUCUCACCUCAAUUAGCAACCAUCAACGUCAACUGUUGCGUGAACCGUACAAGAUUAAGUAUGGCAAGGACAUUAUCUCGGCUCUUGACAAGAAGUUCAGUGGAGAUCUCGAAAGAACCAUCUUUGCCCUCAUGGACACACCACUGGACUACGAUCUCAAACAGCUCAAGCAAGCCAUGAAGGGCCUUGGCACUGACGAGGCGGUGCUGAUCGAGAUUCUUUGCUCUCGAACCACUGACCAAAUGGCAGCGAUCCGAAUCGCCUACGAGAGGGAAUACAAAAUACCGCUUGAGAAAGAGGUUGCAUCCGAAACAUCAGGAGAAUUCAAAGAUCUGCUUGUCGCACUUAUCACCGGUAGCAGGGACGGUAGCCGUAACACCAACGACCAGGAGGCAAAAGAUGACGCCGUUCGUCUCUACGCCGAUGGAAAGUCGAAACUGGUGGGAAAAGAUGCGGCUUCGCAUUUCCUCAAAAUCCUCGCAACUCAAAAUCAGUACCAACUGAGAAAGGUAUUUGCUGCUUUUGCGGAACUUUCCGGAUCCAGCAUCGAAAAAGCAAUCGAAAAGGAGUUCAGUGGUGAUCUGCAGAGGAGCUACCUCACUAUAGUUCGAGCUGCCUCCGACAAGCAGAAGUUUUUCGCCAUGCAGUUGUACAACUCGAUGAAGGGUCUCGGAACUCGCGACAAUGAUUUGAUUCGUGUGCUCGUCACCCGUUCCGAAGUUGACCUCGAACUAAUUAAACAGGAAUUCCAAGCUCUAUACAACAAACCCCUCGAUGAGAUGAUCAAGGGUGACACGUCCGGACAGUAUCGUGAUGCACUUCUCGCUAUUGUUGAAGGAAACCGCAUGUAG
Messenger RNA from Necator americanus (New World hookworm), 2394 nucleotides. RefSeq lists its product as uncharacterized. Gene Ontology annotation, cellular component: U2-type prespliceosome; cytoplasm; U1 snRNP. Gene Ontology annotation, molecular function: calcium-dependent phospholipid binding; calcium ion binding; phosphatidylethanolamine binding. The coding region runs from base 1 to 2394 and encodes 797 amino acids. Gene Ontology annotation, biological process: mRNA splice site recognition. The record is from RefSeq and is a predicted model, not a curated record. The transcript has 22 exons. NCBI's taxonomy places the organism in Eukaryota, Metazoa, Nematoda, Chromadorea, Rhabditida, Ancylostomatidae.